ACAGUUCAAAGUCAUUGCCCAUGAUGCAACCGAUGUGGUAACAUCUUCAGCCUUUAUAAGUCGCAUUAGUAUUUGCACUUCCUUUGGGAAAGUCGAGUGCGUCCGUAGGACAACUGACUAACGGACUAACCCUGCUAAAAACGUGCCAAUCAGACCGGAGAAUCCCUAAUACGAACUACUAUUAAGUGACCAGUAGUGUGCUUGUCAAGAUCCAGCAUAAGGAAUUCGAACACGGAUUAUAGAAGUGCAAAAUUCUGUUUUUGUAAUAGAUUGGUGAAUACUUUCUAUUGGUGAAAAUUAGUGAAACUGACCGAAAAAGCAAUCAAAUCAAAACGUGAAAAUCUAAAUCUUGUGUUUCCGGAAAAAUAACAUGCAACUCCAUAGGUGACCACGCGCACUCGAUUCCGUACAAAAGAAACUUGAACCGCGGAGAAUAUUUUAAGCAGAUAAGAUCAUCGAUCGGAUUCCGCUGCGGUGAACAGUUACAUUUCGAUUUGAGAUCUGGAUCAGCAAUUGUGAGCAGUUUGUUCAGCUUUGGAGUAUUAAGAGAUCUCACAGUGUGAUCUUAGACAGUCGGUGCCAGUGACUCCACUUAGCCAUUGGUGACACCAAUCAAAAUUAUCUUCGUAUCAAUCACGACAGUGAAAGAAUCUAGAAACAGACAAUUCUAAAGAUGACGGCGUCUAAUACAAUAUUAUGCACAUCGCUCCUUUUCCUUUUAUGUUUCCUGCCACCUACGAUUCUGGGGCGGAUGGCAUUCGAAAAACUUACAGAUUAUGACUACGUUGGAACCACAUACUAUAGCGUAAAAAAUCUCUCGCUGUACGAAUGCCAAGGAUGGUGUCGUGAGGAGCCAAGCUGUCAAGCAGCAGCAUUCAGUUUUGUAGUGAAUCCAUUAUCUCCUGCUCAGGAGACACAUUGCCAGCUCCAGAAUGACACAUAUGCGCAUAGACCACUUGCCACACCUCAGCGAUCGGCCAGCAUGUACUAUAUGGUCAAGCUACAGUUAAGAAGCGAAAAUGUUUGUUUACGGCCAUGGGCCUUUGAACGGAUCCCGAAUAAAGUAAUUCGUGGUUUGGACAAUGCGCUGAUUUAUACCAGUACGAAAGAGGCUUGCCUUUCUGCUUGCUUGAACGAAAAGCGAUUCGUGUGCAGAUCAGUAGAGUACGACUAUCAUAACAUGAAGUGCGUGCUAAGCGAUGCUGACCGACGAACGACUUCUCAAUACGUUCAACUCACUGAUGAUCAAGGAACAGAUUACUUUGAAAAUCUCUGCUUGAAACCGCAACAGUCCUGCAAAAACAAUCGAUCAUUCCUGGUUCCUAGAAUUGGGGUCUCUGAUGAAAAAGUCUCACAAUACGUUGGCCUGCACUACUACACUGAUAAGGAACUUCAAGUUACAUCCGAAUCCGCAUGCCGCCUAGCUUGCGAAAUUGAAACUGAAUUCCUCUGCCGAUCAUUUCUCUAUCUGGGAUCUCCACAGGGAUCGCAAUAUAAUUGUCGACUGUAUCAUUUAGACCACUGGACAUUGCCCGAAGGACCAUCGACUUAUUUGAAUGGAGAGCGCCCACUCAUUGAUCAUGGCGAACCAAUUGGACAAUAUAUGGAAAAUCAAUGCGAGAAGGCCACAUCACCAGCGCCUGGACAACAGACUGACCAUACACUGCCAGUUACAUUUGAUGCUACUGAAGACCCCUCCUUGAAUAACAUGACGAGAACUGAUGUAAAUUGCGAUAAGACAGGCACUUGCUAUGAUGUUUCUGUUCACUGUAAGGAUACUCGUAUUGCUGUUCAAGUCCGAACCAACAAGCCAUUCAACGGAAGGAUUUACGCUUUAGGUCGAUCUGAGACUUGCAACAUUGAUGUUAUCAACUCCGAUGCCUUCAGGUUGGACUUAACUAUGGCAGGACAGGAUUGUAACACACAAAGUGUGACUGGUGUCUAUUCGAAUACUGUUGUCUUGCAACACCACAGUGUAGUGAUGACCAAAGCUGAUAAGAUUUACAAAGUCAAAUGUACAUACGACAUGAGUUCGAAGAACAUCACCUUCGGAAUGAUGCCAAUCCGCGACCCAGAGAUGAUUCACAUUAAUUCAUCACCUGAAGCUCCACCACCAAGGAUCCGCAUCCUGGACACCAGACAACGUGAAGUUGAGACUGUCCGUAUCGGUGAUCGUCUUAUGUUCCGAAUUGAAAUCCCGGAGGAUACUCCCUAUGGAAUCUUUGCACGAUCAUGCGUCGCCAUGGCCAAGGAUGCUCGCACUAGCUUCAAGAUUAUCGAUGAUGAGGGUUGCCCAACUGAUCCAACCAUUUUCCCCGGAUUCACACCCGAUGGCAACGCACUGCAAUCUGUUUAUGAAGCCUUCCGCUUUACAGAGAGUUACGGAGUAAUCUUCCAAUGUAAUGUGAAGUAUUGUCUAGGGCCAUGCGAACCAGCCGUAUGUGAAUGGAAUAUGGAAUCGGUUGAGUCAUGGGGAAGAAAGAAACGUUCAUUGGAAACGAAUGACACUGUUGAAGCCGACGAUGACAUGAAUAUUUCACAGGAAAUUCUAGUUUUAGAUUUUGGCGAUGAGAAACGCGACUUCUUCAAAGCUGACCCAAGCACUGAUUUUUCGAAAGAUAAGACUGUGACGAUAAUCGAACCAUGCCCAACGAAAACAUCAGUUCUUGCAUUGGCUGUAACAUGUGCGCUCAUGAUCCUCGUCUAUAUUUCAACAUUGUUUUGCUACUACAUGAAAAAGUGGAUGCAACCGCAUAAAAUCGUUGCUUAGGCAUAAUAAGAAUUCUUUUUUACUAAUAUAAAAUACCGCCUACAAUAGUAAGAAAAGAAAAUAACGACAGAGAACUAAUAAGGAAAACUCUAGUUGUUUUAGUUCUUAAAAUAUACAAAUAAUUCAUUCUAAGAAUCUGAUUAAACUCAUAAUCUUACAUUGAGUAGUGUUGAUGGAAAAUAGGCGAGGAAACAACAUUUGAGUACGUACUCAAUUUGCAUUUAAACUUAUCUAGAAAUCUACGAGUGCAAACAUAUUUAGAUUUAUAUACAAGCUUAUCCUUAAGUUACAUGUUUUUUAAAUAUUUUUCAUUGAAUUAUUUAUUUAGAAAAAUUGUAUGAAAAGAUAUUCAACUGGCUAUCUUUUCAUUUGAAAAAAAGCAAUGAAAAAGCAAAAGUAUUGGAACACUUUCUAUCAAGUUUGAUAUGUGACAUCUUUUGUCUUUGAAGGAAGUAAAUUAUUUCUGUUUUUUUCAUACUGCAGGAAAAAAAAUAGAAAUAGUUUUUGAAGUUCUUUGGACUGAAGAUAAAUUAGAAGAAUAUUGAAUAAGGAGGAAAGAGAAAACAUAAUUAAACUUGCAUAGAGACUGUCACAUCGGUUUAUGAUUAUUAAAAGAAAUUAAUAUUAAAAAUCAAAAAACUAUUUAGUAUAAAUUGCUGUAGCCCUUUUAUAAGGAAUUUCAGAAUUUCUUAAUCAAAAUUUAUCCAAAUGUCGAUUUUUUCUACAGUUCUACGCGAAAUAUUAGCUUCCGCAACUAAAUUUAUUUCGUAAUAUCUGUUUCUCAUUAUUGUUUUGCACUGCCUGUAACAAUGGAUAUAUUAUUUCCUGCAGCAGUAUAUAGUUAAUUAUAUUUUUAUUACAUUCUAUAAUUUCAUCAGUCAUAACACCUAACUUAUUUAUUUUCAUUAUUUCAUUUCACUUAAGUUUUAGUCUCCAUGGAUAUUCAACCACAUUAGAUAAUUAAAAUCGGCAUAAAUUUUCCCGCAAACUACCGAAAACUUUGUUUAGUUAGUACGAGGUAUAAAAAUGAUAGGAAAAUUACUCAAUAUUUGAACAAAGUAUAUUAUCAUGAUUAAAGAAAGAAAACUUAUUAUUUCAAAAUUUGCAAUAACUUAUUAUCUAGAAUAUGUAAAUAUUUGCAAUAAUACAUUUUUUCAAAGAAAAAACCGAGUA
Molecule: messenger RNA, 3943 nt
Organism: Hermetia illucens (black soldier fly)
Lineage: Eukaryota; Metazoa; Arthropoda; Insecta; Diptera; Stratiomyidae
Gene: tyn
Exons: 8
Coding region: 674-2770 (698 amino acids)
Source: RefSeq, a predicted model, not a curated record